This is a messenger RNA of Calypte anna (Anna's hummingbird), 2613 nucleotides long. RefSeq names its product glutamate-ammonia ligase (gene GLUL). The record is from RefSeq and is a predicted model, not a curated record. Gene Ontology annotation, molecular function: glutamine synthetase activity. Gene Ontology annotation, cellular component: cytoplasm. NCBI's taxonomy places the organism in Eukaryota, Metazoa, Chordata, Aves, Apodiformes, Trochilidae.
UCAGUGCGACGGGGCCGGCGCUGAGGCGCCAUUAAAUGGCGGCGGGUGCGGCCCCGGGGAGCCGAGCGUGGGAUCCCCGCGCCCCUCCGCAGCCUCCCGGAGCAGGAACCCCUUGGUCAGGUCUGCAGCCAUGGCCACCUCGGCGAGCUCCCAGCUGAGCAAAGCCAUCAAGCACAUGUACAUGAAGCUGCCCCAGGGGGAGAAGGUCCAGGCCAUGUACAUCUGGAUCGAUGGGACAGGGGAGCACCUCCGCUGCAAAACCCGCACGCUGGAUCAUGAGCCCAAGAGCAUUGAAGAUCUCCCCGAGUGGAAUUUCGAUGGCUCCAGCACCUACCAGUCUGAAGGCUCCAACAGUGACAUGUACCUGCGACCUGCUGCCAUGUUCCGGGACCCUUUCCGCAAGGACCCCAAUAAACUUGUCCUCUGCGAGGUCUUCAAAUACAACCAACAAUCUGCAGAGACAAAUCUCCGGCACACCUGCAGGCGGAUUAUGGACAUGGUGUCCAACCAGCACCCCUGGUUUGGGAUGGAGCAGGAGUACACCCUUCUGGGGACAGAUGGACAUCCAUUUGGCUGGCCUUCCAAUGGCUUCCCAGGACCCCAAGGUCCAUACUACUGUGGGGUAGGGGCAGACAAAGCCUAUGGCAGGGACAUCGUGGAGGCCCACUACAGAGCCUGCCUUUAUGCUGGGGUGAAAAUUGGAGGAACCAAUGCAGAAGUGAUGCCAGCUCAGUGGGAGUUCCAGGUGGGGCCAUGUGAAGGGAUUGAGAUGGGGGAUCACCUCUGGAUUGCUCGCUUCAUCCUCCAUCGGGUGUGUGAGGACUUCGGUGUUGUCGUGUCCUUCGAUCCCAAGCCCAUCCCUGGGAACUGGAACGGUGCCGGCUGUCACACCAACUUCAGCACCAAGAACAUGAGGGAAGAGGGAGGUCUCAAGCACAUCGAAGAGGCCAUCGAGAAGCUGAGCAAGCGUCACCAGUACCACAUCCGUGCCUACGACCCCAAGGGGGGGCUGGACAACGCCCGGCGCCUGACGGGUUUCCACGAGACCUCCAACAUCAACGAGUUCUCCGCCGGCGUGGCCAACCGCGGCGCCAGCAUCCGCAUUCCCAGGAACGUGGGCCAGGAGAAGAAGGGAUACUUCGAGGACCGCCGUCCCUCUGCCAACUGUGACCCCUACGCGGUGACGGAGGCCCUGGUCCGCACCUGCCUGCUCAACGAGACCGGGGAUGAACCUUUCGAGUACAAGAACUGAGGGGACGCCGUGCCCGCGGCCACCGCCUGCCCCCCGGCCUUCCCGCACCCCCUAAGCUUCCCUUCUAGCUGUAAUCCCAAGGGUACAAGAUAACACGUUCCGUGUCUCAGUAACUCUUGUUGUCUCGAGGUGGGGAGGAGGGCAAACUUAGUUUUAUCCGUGUCUUGUUUGUCAUUGACUCUGUGGAAGACGAGAGGAGGAGGAGGAGGGGGUAUUAGAGAACUCUUAACCACUGUUCUAUUUUAUGUCUAAUUCAUGUGUACAUCCGACGGGACCCGGUGGCUUCCAGGGACAGGCUGCACACACAGCCAGCCAGCAGGCCAGUAGUGGGGAGCUUGGAACCAGGAGUGACCUCCCUGAGAGUCCCAGGUGUGGUUCUGGCCCCUCUGCUGGGUCUCUGCAGGUGAAGGGGUUGCUGAGGUCGGGGCCUUUGUGAGGAGAGGGGAAGACGGGAGCCGGGAUGGAGCCCCGUGUCCUCCAGGCUGCGGGGUGUGAUGGGGAGAUCUGCACCCUCUGGCCACUCCUGAGAUUUCUGGGAAUCUUCUUCCUCAGCAUGUGAGUGUUGAGGAGAACUCCGCAGUUCUGUCACUGGAAGUCAACCGGUCUCUGGCUCAUAACACAGAGUGGAGUAGUAUUUUUCUAUUUAAAUAUAAAAACAAACAAAAAAAAUUCUAUAUGAAAGUGUUUUUUGUUUUUUUAAGACAAAGAGAUGAUGUUCCAAGGACUCGCCUGGCUAGAGCAGACAGAGCUCCUCAGGAUGCUGUCCGAGGGCUUCCAGGUGGGACUGAGGGGGAACUUGGAGGGCUCGGAGCAGGAGACUGGGAUGAGAUUUGUUUCAGCAUGGAGUGGAUUUUGCAGGGGGUGGUUCCCAGCCCCGGGAAGCCUGCAGGAGCAUUUCUCACUGUAGCUUGAGCAGCCGUGAGCAGGCAGAGCAGCAGGAGGAAGCUGUCCUGAACUCAAAGUUGACCGGUCAACUUCACUGCCUUCUGGACAGAGCUGUAGGGGUUUGACCCUUCCAGCAGGGCUAGCAUGUCACUAAAGCAGGGCUUUUGAUAAAGGAAAAGAAAAAAAAAUAAAAGUUUUAGAUUAUUUUUUUUCAUAAUGUUCUUAGUUUCUAAAACUGAAUGGUUGUACAGAGACUGUUGAUGUCACUGUUGUGUCCUGGAUCUCGGGCUGUCUUUCAUCUUGGCUGUGAUUUGGGCUAGGAGAAGGGAAAGGCCACCUGUCCCUCCUGGCCAGCUCUGCUACCUCCUAGCUCAUGCUGGGAGUUUUGAACGUUCCAGGAUUUUACACUUGGCUCUCGUAGAUGGUGCCAGUUAUAUACUGUUGCAUUUGGACUUCCAGAUAGGUUUGUUUUUUUU